Messenger RNA from Emericellopsis atlantica, 2416 nucleotides. RefSeq lists its product as uncharacterized. The transcript is spliced from 2 exons. Lineage: Eukaryota; Fungi; Ascomycota; Sordariomycetes; Hypocreales; Bionectriaceae. The coding region runs from base 338 to 2263 and encodes 641 amino acids. The record is from RefSeq and is a predicted model, not a curated record.
CCUGUGAACCCCUGAAUUUCAGACGGUCGCGCCAACGGUGCCACCCGCGUCUCCGCGUCUCCACGCGCCGAUGAUCUUGUUCGACCUCUCCCGUUGUUUGCACGCACUUGUCCAGAUACCCCUUGCUACCUUACAGCUGGAUGUGAUUCGACCCUUUCUCGUCCUUGGCUAUUCGGAAGCCUCGUUGAGCGAAUGUCACAGGUCGACCAACAAAUAGACGACCGAUAGCAAUCCACGUCCUCCUUCGCGAAAUCUGGAAUCCGGCCGCGAAACAUCGACAUACCAACCAGGCAGCAGUAACAAUCACGACGUGUGAAGGUGGAAGCCCGUUGCCAAAAUGAGCCAGGUCAAGAACCUGAGGGCCAUGUUUGAAAACAAAGGCGAUGACCCAAAUCCCCCAGAUAGGGGCAGAUCUCCUGCAGGCUUCAGCUCACAUAGAGGUUCAAACGCCUCUGAGUCUCCCAGGCCGCUCUCCACUGUCCGCACCAACUUCGUAGCCAUCGAGAAGCACGGUCGCAUUGGGCUGCGACGUGACCACAGCUUUGAAACCAGUCCAUCAGGGAGAGCUGCUAGCAACGAGGCGGACAAUGAGUCUGCCACAUCUGCUCCCACCGAAGACGUUGGACGAGCGAACCGAAAAUUGUUUUUGAAGGAAGCUAUACCCGAAUCACCACAAAGUUUGAGCAUAGAUGCCAAAGUCAUGGUUCUGGACAAGAAGGAUGGUGAUGCGGUCGCCAGCCAGGCCACAUCUGGCACAAGAAAGGCCGCAAAUUGGGUCUCUUCAACACCAGUCGACUCUGGGGAUGAAGCAACAACCAGUCAAAGGCACGGCCAGUCUGCAAAGGAGAGCGCGUUGACGUCGGGGGAGGCUCCGCCCUCAGAAGAACGACCCGUAGCGCAGGAGCAGACACAGCCAGCACGGACAGCCGACAAGACCCAGAAGGGCCCGAAAGUUGCAGCCAACUCGGGUGCCAAACCUCCUCCCAGAGCCAGCAGGCCAGCGGCUGAAAAGCAACCCGUCACUGCCCCGGGACGCGCACAAUCUCGAACGUCUGUUGCUGCCCCCAGUCACGCGAAGACUGCCUCUUCUUCAGGGGCAAAGGCGGUCUCCUCUUCGGGAACGCAGAAACCGGCACCGAUCAGGAUCAAUAAAGUAUCGGAAUCCGGGUUCGUCAAGCCGAAGCCGAAGUCACCAACGAAGCCCCUCAACUUGCCGUCAUCUCUAAUGGCACCUACAGCGUCCUCUGUAUCAAAAGGCGCGGCUGCAUCUAGUAAACGGUCUGGCGGUCUCGAUCCUGGGACAACUUCAGGCCGGCCUGCCAGUAGAGUGAGCGCGAAUGGGCCUGGAGGAGGCCGGACGAUAAGGAAGCAACCCUCUUCUAUCCACGGAUUACGCCCCAGCGUGGGGCCUCCGCCAAAACAGCCUUCGUCGAAUGCGGCCACAGCCCAUCGGGAGAAGCAAGUGGAUGAGGGUUUCCUCGCACGGAUGAUGCGGCCUACCCAGUCGUCUUCGUCCAAGACGAACGAGAAAGCACCCCCGACGCCCCCAAGGCGGUCUGGGCAACGCCAAGUACAGUCGAGUACCACGAACAGCCCACGAAGAUCCAAUGGCAUCAAAAAGACUAGUGUCACGACUGCCACUGCACGCUCCCCCUCUCUAUCGUCGUCGAAAAGGCCAUCUCUAGACCCAGCGGUGGAAGCCGAAUCCUCUAGCGUUGAAGUCCUGCCUGGUGCUUCUGAGGUGACCAGCGGUAUGAAAGACAAUGACAGCAGCAGCCAAGCUGGUUUGGAAGAGCGGGCGCCUUCGGAAAACGAGGCUUCGGGUUCAGAGCAGCAGAUCCCUGCCCUAAAAUCCGAUGAACAGCUGGAUGCGGUGGAAAGUUCUGCUGGGCCCCAGAAAGCGGACGAAAAAGUUCGCACGCCUUCGCCCGAGGCGCCUCUUACUGAAGGCGUUCUUCCAGACCAGUCCGAACAGGUACGCUACGCAGAUGCUGAUGAUACCGCAGUGUCGGUGCAGCCGGAUGGUUCGGCCGCGAGCGUACGGCUACCCCAACAGCAGGAAGAUACUGCAUCCUCAGAUGAAACAGAGGUGUCUAUCCAGGCACUUGAAGAGGGAGAAGUCUCGAACAUUCCUUCUGCAAUUCGUCCCGAGUCCCAAGCAGGAGACGGCGCCAAUGAGUCAGCAACUCCUUCUUUUUUGCCGACUGCUGAUCAGCCAAGCUCCCAGACCAUGGCAGAGAACCAUCCCGUACUCGAGGAAUAAUUUUGUACUAUUAGACACCCUUAUCCUGGGAAACUUCAUCGGUGAACACACCGCAAGUUGGAUCCACGCAACACCAUUUUUAGCGUUGACUCUUAAGCAUAGCAUGAUUACACUAUUAUUGGCAGACUUGUUUUAUCAAAUACAUUACUGAAG